AUGACUUCAGGCAGUAGUAAAAAACUAUUCAGACAAAGGCUUUUAAAGAUUUUAAAUGAUGCCAGUUUGUCUAUUAAGAUAUCUAUCCCUGAAAGUUUCAGAGUGUCUAAUCCAGCCAAGGCAGACUUCUGUAGUGAUAGUUUCACAAGCGACCUUAAUUCUGAAUGUCAAAGAAGAAAGGAUGCCUUUGUCUCUUACCACGGAGGUACUGAUGUGCGCCGCCUGUCCUCUGCUGAGUACUACGGUAUGGGUGGAACUGUAAAACGCCAGAAAUUACAACAAGGUCGUAAAAAAAGCUUAGGUAUUGAAAGAAUUGAAACAAAUAUGCCUUCGCCGAAAACAGCAUCCAUUCAAUAA
Molecule: messenger RNA, 357 nt
Organism: Rhizopus microsporus ATCC 52813
Lineage: Eukaryota; Fungi; Mucoromycota; Mucoromycetes; Mucorales; Rhizopodaceae
Exons: 2
Coding region: 1-357 (118 amino acids)
Source: RefSeq, a predicted model, not a curated record